GAGCACGUCGGUCGGCGCGUUUUUCCCUCUGUAGACUCGGUUGAUGCGCUGAAUGCUCCGGCUGUCCACGCAGACGACGCCCAGGUCAAAGCUCAUCCUGAAGAUAGAGGGCAGUUUCCUGCUGAGGAAGAGGGCUAACUUUGUACAUAGUUUUUUGUUUACCUUAAGCAAUUUAAUCGGAAGAUGAACCCACCAAAUCCUUUCAGUGGGCAGCAACCUAGUGCUUUUCCAGCCUCUGCUAGUGGUCCCAUAGGAACAUUUCAGGCGAAGCCCCCAUUUCGAUUUGGUCAGCCUUCUCUUUUUGGGCAAAACAACACAUUGUCUGGGAAGAACUCGGGAUUUUCACAGGGAUCCAGCUUCCCAGCGGCUGCUGGAGUAAGCCAUUCCUCUUCAGUGCAAACGUUAGGAUUUGCCCAGACUUCCAGUGCUGGACUCUUUUCUGGACUUGAACACACUCCUACCUUUGCAGCUACUUCUGGGCCUUCAAGUUCAUCUGUACCUGCAAACCCAGGAUUUAGUUUUAAAUCAUCCACUAACCUUGAGGUUUUCCCAAGUACUUCUACUUUUGGACCAGAAGGUGGAGAAUUACCUGGCUCUGGUUUUGGAAAAACAGAGUUCACCUUUAAACCUCUGGAAAAUGCAGUCUUCAGACCAAUACUGGCAAAUGAGACUGAGCCAGAGAAAACCCAGAGCCAAAUUACUUCUGGAUUUUUCACAUUUUCCCACCCAAUUAGUAGUGGACCUGGGGGCCUGGCCCCUUUUUCUUUUCCUCCUGUGACCAGUAGUUCAACUACCAAUUCAAAUUUUACCUUUUCAAAACCAGUUAAUACUAAUAAUUCAUCAUCUGCCUUUGCCCCUGCAUUGUCUGGCCCAAGUGCAGAGGAAGAGAAGAGAGGCUCGAAAUCAGUAUUUGGAAGUUGUAACAGCAGCUUCAGCACCUUUCCCAUGUCCUCUGUGUCGGUGGGUGAGUCCUUCCCAGUCAGUAAAACAGGCGUCAGACAAGGGUGUGAAGAAGCCGUUUCGCAGGUGGAGCCACUUCCCAGCCUCAUGAAAGGACUGAAGAGGAAGGAGGACCAGGAUCGCUCUCCGAGGAGACAUGGCCAUGAGACACUAGAAGACUGGGAUCCUCUGUCCCGGGGCGACCAUCCUCCAGAUAAACGGCCUGUCCGCCUGAAUCGACCCCGGGGAGGCACUCUGUUUGGUCGGACGAUACAGGAUGUCUUCAAAAGCAAUAAAGAAGCAGGUCGUCUGGGUAACAAGGAAUCUAAAAAGGAAACUGGCUUCCUGGAGGCUGGGGAAAGUGACCACAUGGCCAUCCCAGGAGGGAGUCAGUCUGUCCUGGCACCUUCCCGGCUUUCGGGUGUGAAUAAAGAGGAAGAAACCGAAAGAGAUAAAAAAGAAGAUUCUCUAAGAGGAACUCCCGUGAGGCAGAGUAAAAGGAGUGAGAGCGUGGACAGUCUCGGAGGCUUGUCUCCCAUGGAAGUCACAGCAAUCCAGUGCAAGAACAUCCCUGACUAUCUCAACGACAGAACUAUUCUGGAGAACCACUUCGGCAAAAUCGCGAAGGUGCAGCGCAUCUACACCAGGCGCAGCAAAAAGCUUGCCGUGGUGCAUUUCUUUGACCAUGCAUCUGCAGCCCUGGCUAAAAAGAAGGGGAAAAAUUUGCAUGGAGACAUGACUAUCUUUUGGCACAAGAAGAAAACAAGUCCCAACAAGAAACCCUUUUCUCUAAAGGAGAAGAAACCAGGUGACGGGGAAGCCGGCCAGGGCAAGGAGGACGUCCCCUUUCAGCACUCCCCUCUUGGCAAGCCCGUGGUGAGGGCUGCAACUGGUGGCCUCCUGAAUAAAAGCUCUCCAGUGAAGAAGGCAAGUCUUCUUAAAGCCCAUGCGUUUGAGGGAGAUGCUUUUGACUCUGGGUCUGAAGGCUCUGAGGGUCUCGGGCUGUGUGUGUCAUCUUUGAGCACUCUGAUAGGCACCGUGGCUGAGACUUCGGAGGAGAAGUACCGACUGCUUGACCAGAGAGACAGAAUCAUGCGACAAGCACGGGUGAAAAGAACCGAUCUGGACAGAGCGAGAACUUUUGUUGGGACGUGCCCUGACAUGUGUCCAGAGAAGGAGCGGUACAUGCGGGAGACCCGGAGCCAGCUGAGUGUGUUUGAAGUGAUCCCAGGGACUGACCAGGUGGACCACGCAGCGGCUGUGAAGGAGUACAGCCGCUCCUCAGCCGACCAGGAGGAGCCGCUGCCUCAUGAGCUGCGGCCCUCGGCUGUGCUCCGCAGGACCAUGGACUACCUUGUGACACAGAUCAUGGACCAGAAGGAGGGCAGCCUUCGGGACUGGUAUGACUUCGUGUGGAACCGCACACGGGGCAUACGGAAGGACAUCACCCAGCAGCAUCUCUGUGACCCCCUGACGGUAUCCCUGAUUGAGAAGUGCACCCGGUUUCACAUCCACUGUGCUCACUUCAUGUGUGAGGAGUCCCUGUCCUCCUUUGAUGCCAAGAUCAACAAUGAGAACAUGACCAAGUGCCUGCAGAGCCUGAAGGAGAUGUACCAGGACCUGAGGAACAAGGGAGUCUGCUGUGCCAGUGAAGCUGAGUUCCAGGGCUACAAUGUUCUGCUCAAUCUUAACAAGGGAGACAUCCUGAGAGAAGUACAACAGUUCCAUCCUGCUGUUAGAAACUCCCCUGAGGUCAAAUUUGCUGUUCAGGCUUUUGCUGCACUGAACAGUAAUAAUUUUGUGAGAUUUUUCAAACUCGUCCAGUCUGCUUCUUACCUGAAUGCCUGUCUGCUACACUGUUACUUUAACCAGAUCCGCAAGGAUGCGCUCCGAGCACUCAACAUUGCCUACACUGUGAGCACACAGCGGUCUACGGUCUUUCCCCUAGACGGUGUGGUGCGCAUGCUGCUGUUCAGAGACUGUGAGGAGGCCACAGACUUCCUCAACUACCAUGGCCUCACUGUUUCUGAUGGGUGUGUUGAGCUGAGCCGGUCCGCGUUCCUGGAACCAGAGGGAUUAUCCAAAGCUAGGAAGUCGGUGUUUAUUACCAGGAAACUGACAGUCUCCGUUGGGGAGAUUGUGAAUGGAGGACCGUUGCCCCCCAUCCCUCGACAUACCCCUGUGUGUAGCUUCAACUCCCAGAACAAGUAUGUUGGAGAGAGCCUGGCGACAGAGCUGCCGGUCAGCACUCAGAGGCCCAGCCUGGACACUGUGGGUGGUGGGAGAGGAGAAGAGUGUGCGGCAGAGUUGGUGGCCCCCACGCCUGGUGUCCUGCAGCCGCUGCCUGCCUCCGCGCCCUCACCUGCACCUCUGUCUCAAGUCCCAGUGUUGACCCCAGCCGCGGCAUCCAGCCCCUUCCAGACUUCUGUGCAGCCCGAGCUGCUUCCUCCAAAGCCUGUGCCUGUGUACACGGACAUGGACCUGGCACAGGUGGUGGACGAGCUCAUCCAAGAGACUCUGCAGAGGGACUUUGAGGAAGUUGGUACUGCUGGGGCGGCCUAUGCAGCCGCAGCUCUAGGUGCUGCUGAUGCAGCUGUGGAAGAUCUGUUAACAGCUGCCGCCUUGGGCAUUUUGAGGAGCAUUGCAGCUGAGGAGGUGACUGAGGAAAGGGAGCGCAGGGAGCAGGAAGAACGGCGCGCUGAAGAGGAAAGGUUGAAACAAGAGAGAGAGCUGGUGUUGACUCAGCUGAGCCAAGGCCUGGCUGCAGAGCUGGCAGAACUCAUGGUGAGAGAGUAUGUGAGAGAAACCUGCUCCCAGGAGCUGCAGAAUGCGAUGGAAGCAGAUCAGAGGGUCCGUGUGGCCCGCUGCUGUGAGGACGUCUGUACCCAACUGGUAGACUUGUUUCUGGCAGAGGAAAUUUUCCAGACUACUAAGGAAACGCUCCAGGAACUUCAGUGCUUCUGCAAGUAUCUACAGCGGUGGCGGGAAGCUGUUGCAGCCCGAAAGAAACUGAGGCGCCAGAUGCGGGCCUUCCCUGCCGCACCCUGCUGUGUGGAUGCGAAUAACCAGCUGUGGGCUCUGGCACCCAGUGCAGAGUGCCCCAUUGCUGAGGAGAACCUGACCAAGGGCCUUCUGGACCUGGGCCACGCAGGGAAAGUGGGCAUCUCCUGCACCAGGCUGAGGCAGCUCCGGAACAAGAUGGCUCACCAGAUGAAGGUUCAGCACUUCUACCAGCAGCUGCUGAGUGAUGCAGCAUGGGCACCUCUGGACCUGCCGUCCCUUGUGACUGACCACCUCCCUGGGAGACGGGAGUAUGUGUUUUGGAAGCUGGUGCUGGUCUUGCCUGAUGGAAAGGAGCAGUCUCCAGAGAGUGCUGGCAGAAUUCUAGCGAAUUGGUUAAAAGUCAAGUUCAUGGGAGACGAUGGCUUGAUAAACGACGUGUGCACAAAUGCUGAUGGGCUUCAGACACUUGCACUUUUUAAUACACUCAGCAGCAAAGGGGAUCAGACAGUUUCUGUCAAUGUUUGUAUAAAGGUAACUCAUGGUACCCUCAGUGAUGGCGCCCUUGAUGCUGUGGAGACACAAAAGGACCUCCUGGGAGCUAGUGGGCUCAUGCUGCUGCUUCCCCCCAAAGUGAAGAGUGAGGACAUGGAAGAGGAAGACGUGUACUGGCUGUCAGCCUUGUUGCAGCUCCGGCAGCUCCUGCAGGCCAAGCCCUUACAUCCUGCUCUUCCGUUGGUGGUUCUGGUGCCCAGCCCAGGAGGAGAUGCCAUCGAGAAAGAAGUGGAGGAUGGUCUAAUGCUACAGGAUUUGGUUUCAGCUCAGUUGGUUUCAGAUUACACGGUUAUCGAGAUCCCUGGUUCUAUUAAUGAUUUACAAGGCACAACGAAGGUUUCACAGGCUGUGCAGUGGCUGGUCUACCGCUGCCCCCGUGCCUUUGACCUUUGCUGCCAGACACUCAUUCAGUACAUCGAAGAUGGGCUUGGCCGUGAGUUUAGUGGCCGGUUUUUCCAUGACAGAAGAGAGAGGCGUCUGGGUGGGCUGGCCUCGCAGGAACCGGGCACCAUCAUCGAACUGUUCAACAGUGUGCUGCAGUUUCUGGCCUCCGUGGUGUCCUCUGAGCAACUGUGUGACCUCUCCUGGCCAGUCACUGAGUUUGCUGAGCCAGGGGGCAGCCGGCUGCUUCCUCAUCUGCACUGGAAUGACGCAGAACACCUGGCCUGGCUGAAGCAGGCCGUGCUUGGGUUCCAGCUUCCACAGAUGGACCUUCCACCACCUGGGGCGCCCUGGCUUCCUGUGUGCACCAUGGUCAUCCAGUAUGCCUCCCAGAUUCCCAGCUCACGCCAGACACAGCCUGUCCUCCAUUCUCAGGUGGAGAACCUGCUGCGUAGAACAUAUGGCAGGUGGAAGAGCAAGAGCCCCUCCCCAGCCCAGGGGACAGGGCCCUCGGUCACUGAGAUUCCGUGGGAUGACGUCAUUGCCUUGUGUAUCAACCACAAGCUGAGAGACUGGACGCCACCUAGACUCCCUGUCACAUCAGGAGCUCUGAGUGAAGAUGGUCAGAUAUGUGUAUACUUUUUUAAAAACCAUUUGAAAAAAUAUGAUGUUCCUCUGUCUUGGGAACAAGCCAGAUUGCAGACACAGAAGGAGCUACAGCUGAGUCAGGGCCGUUUGGGGAUAAAGUCUCUUCAUCCUUCUGCGAACCUUCUUCCUGCUCCGUGGCCUCACGUGCACCGCAGAGGGAAGAGGACUGCAGGCCGGAGACGAGAGGGGAAGGUUGCCAGCACGGAGGACCUGGUGCGCGGGGCGUCUGCCGAGGAGCUCCUGGUGCAGUGUCUGUCCAGCAGUCUCUUGAUGGAGAAGGAGGAGAGCAAGAGGUUUGAAGAUCAACUUCAGCAGUGGUUGUCUGACGACUCGAGAGCGUUUAGAGAGCCUUCACUUCCUCUCUACCUCCCUCAGACUCUAGUGUCUCUCCCCCAGACUAUCGAGCCUGUGGUGAAAACAUCUGCAGCCACCAGCCCUCAGAGUGAAAGGACAGGGGAGCCAACACAGCUGUCAGAGGCUACAGGCACUUGUCUGAGUGAACGGCUGAAGCACCUGGACCAGCUGAUCCAGAGUUCAAGGGAAGAGGAAGUUGCCUCCCAGCUGCAUCUCUCUGCACUAUUGGACAUGGUGGACAUUUGAGCACGCUGACCUGAGGGCUGGGGGCGCUCUAGAAGUUUCUCCUUUUACUCAAAAUAAUGUCAUUCUCAGACGCCUGAUGCACUCUUAGAAAUGUGAUUAUUAAUCAUGUAAGAAAUCAUUUAAAUGUCUAAUGAGAUCGCUCCCAGUUUUCAGAAUAAAAGUCUCCUUCCUCCUAUGACAUCCAGAUAUUGUUAUCUGUUUG
Lepus europaeus (European hare) is the source of this 6325-nucleotide messenger RNA. RefSeq names its product minichromosome maintenance complex component 3 associated protein (gene MCM3AP). Bases 184 to 6123 code for a protein of 1979 amino acids. The transcript is spliced from 29 exons. The record is from RefSeq and is a predicted model, not a curated record. Gene Ontology annotation, cellular component: nucleus; transcription export complex 2; cytoplasm. NCBI's taxonomy places the organism in Eukaryota, Metazoa, Chordata, Mammalia, Lagomorpha, Leporidae. Gene Ontology annotation, molecular function: nucleic acid binding. Gene Ontology annotation, biological process: mRNA export from nucleus.